AUGAAGAACGAGAAACAACUCAUUGCUUCUUGCAUUCUUACCCUACCAUUGUCACCCAGCCUCACGCAUUUACUACCAAACCCCCAUCCGCAUAUUCCGUACAGCACAAUGUACACCAUCACGUUCAACGCGUCGGUUGUCCUCCUGCCUCUCGAGAGCGGGAUUCUGCCUUUCCCGCUGAAACGCGACGUCAUCGAAACACUCCCUCGGCUUGGAAGGCCAGAGUACGGGUCUGAAGAUGAGGGCGAACUAGCCACUCUCCUCGUUAGUAAGUCCGUACGAAGGAUUUCCGACCGCCUCAGCGGAGUUUUUCGUCGUCGUGAUCGCCAGCGCGGAGUCAAGGUUGUCCCCUCUCCCAAGGUCAACGACGUGGACGAUGUCGCCAGCAACAACGCGAUAAUGUGGUUCACUAGCGCCGACAACUGGCGUCCUGGCUUGCUACCUCUCGAGCAGGCUGCGCGUCGCGCGGAUAUCGGGAUGUUCGUGAGGCAGGUCGCGCCUGAUACAAACAUUGGAACACGAGGUGAACAGGAGACCGGGAUUCCAUUCUCCCCGCUUAAAUGCGAUACCAUCGACACACUCCCUCGGUUUGGUGAGCCAGAGUAUGGGUUUGAGGAUGAGGGUGAACUAGCCACUCCCUUCGUCAGCGAAUCUGUGCCGAGGCUUACCGGCCGCCUCAGCGGAGUCAAGGUCAUCCUCAGAGUUCCUGCUUCUCUAUUUGUCGCGUUUCACUAA
This is a messenger RNA of Fomitiporia mediterranea MF3/22, 735 nucleotides long. RefSeq lists its product as uncharacterized. NCBI's taxonomy places the organism in Eukaryota, Fungi, Basidiomycota, Agaricomycetes, Hymenochaetales, Hymenochaetaceae. The coding region runs from base 1 to 735 and encodes 244 amino acids. The record is from RefSeq and is a predicted model, not a curated record. The transcript is spliced from 2 exons.